AUGCUAUUUCCCUCUCUUAGGAUGAUUAUUUCCGCACUUGGAGCCCAGGAAAACCAUUUGAUCAAGCUUUAGAUCCAGCUAAGGAUCCAUGCUUAAAGAUCAAGUGCAGCCGUCACAAAGUCUGUAUCACUCAAGAUGCUCAGACUGCUCUCUGCAUCAGUCACAGGAGACUAUCACACAGUAUGAAAGAAGUAGGAGGAAGCCAUAAGCAAGGGAGAGGUCUCCGGCCAUCCACCUGUAAGCCCUGCCCUGUGGCCUAUGGCAGCCCCGUUUGUGGUUCCGAUGGGCAUUCCUACUCUUCGCAGUGCAAACUAGAUUAUCAGGCGUGUGUCUUAGGAAAGCAGAUUUCUAUCAGAUGUGAAGGGCGCUGCCCAUGUCCAUCCGAUAAAUCCACAAGCACAGGAAGAAGUGUUAAGAGAGCCUGCAGUGACCUGGAAUUCAGAGAAGUGGCCAACAGACUUCGUGACUGGUUCAAGGCCCUUCAUGAGAGUGGGAGCCAAAAUAAGAAGACCAAAGCUCUGCUGAGGCCUGAGAGAAGCAGAUUUGAUACCAGUAUUUUGCCAAUUUGCAAGGAUUCACUUGGAUGGAUGUUUAAUAGACUUGAUACAAACUACGACCUGCUAUUGGACCAAUCAGAGCUUGGGAGCAUAUAUCUUGAUAAGAAUGAACAGUGCACCAAGGCGUUCUUCAAUUCUUGUGACACGUACAAGGACAGUUUGAUAUCUAACAACGAAUGGUGCUACUGCUUUCAGAGACAGCAAGACCCACCUUGCCAGACAGAGCUCAGCAACAUUCAGAAGCGACAAGGGAUAAAGAAGUUCCUAGGACAGUACAUUCCUCUCUGUGAUGAAGAUGGUUACUACAAGCCUACACAAUGCCAUGGCAGUGUUGGCCAGUGCUGGUGUGUUGACAGAUAUGGAAAUGAAGUCAUAGGAUCCAGAAUAAAUGGUGUUGCAGAUUGUGCUAUAGAUUUUGAAAUUUCUGGAGAUUUUGCAAGUGGAGAUUUCCGUGAAUGGACUGAUGAUGAAGGUGAAGAAGAUGACAUUAUGAAUGAUAAGGAUGAUAUUGAAGAUGAUGAUGAAGAUGAAGGGGAUGAUGAUGAUGAUGGAGAUGACCAUGAUGGAUAUAUUUGACCAGUUACAGCAAAAGUCAGCAAUGUCUAAAUUUUUAAUAUUUACAAAAUAAUAGCAUAUUGAGAAUUUCCUUCUUAUCCCUGAACAAAGUGAUUCUAAACCCCACAUAUAUUUUGUAUAAUUAUUUCGAAUAUUGAAGCUAAAGUCAUAGAACAUUAUGUUUAAAUAAGAAUUAUUUAAUUUUGGUUUUUAUAUGCCUUAGAAAAAAAGAAAACACAUAUGGGUUGUAGCCUGAAUAGAGAAAGUUGUGAAGACUAUCAUAACAAAAUUUUUAUAAGAACAAAUUAUGUAAUUGUUUCACAAACAAAAACCAAUGAUUGUGUGCUUAGGAUCAUAUGUGUUGGUUUUAUGACAGAUUUAAUAAGUUAAAUUUAUAAUAACUUACUAAUGACCUAAAUUAUAAGGAUUUUAUCAAUUAAUGCAUGAUGUUUCCUUCAAUUCAAAUUGGGCAUCUUCCCAAACUUCUGGCAGGGAGAGGAAGAAAGGUGACACAUGGUAAGACAAAGUUACCACUACUGAGUAUUUAUUAAGUGGUGAUUUUUUUAAUUAUGAAGUCAUUCUGGAUAUGUUUAGAUCAUUUUGUAAUGUUAACUAUGGAAAACUAUGGAUUCUGCGAGAUAAAAGUUUUUCUUCCUACUUUUUAAUGCAAAUUGCAUUAUGUAUCAGGUAGAUUUAUAAAAAUAUUGUUAAACAACAUUAUUUCUAGACUUUUCUAUCUUUCCAAUGAGCAUCUGGGUCCAUAAUUUUAUUUAGGAAGAAAAAGAUUCAUCUCAACCACUUCUUAAUUAUAUAUAUUUCAUUUGACUGAAGAUCAAAUAUGAAAAUAUGAAUUCUCAUUUUUUAUUUAAUAUAAAAUUUUGUGUUUAAUCUUGGAAUCAUGACAUUUUUGUUAGUAGUACUGGAAUUAGAGAAUGUGUUGUAUGGUGCCUUGCAAAAAUAGAGAUAGAAAGGAUCAGCAUGCAUACUGGUAUAGGAUAUUAGGCAAUAUUUAAGCACACAUAAUUAACAAAUUAUUGCUAUUAAAGAUACUGCUGGAAUGAAGAAAAUGGAAUAUGUUUCUUUCUUUUUUUCUAUUGUUACACAAUCCCAUAUGGACUUGUUUAUAAUUAUUGUGAAAAGUAGCAUUUAAGAUUUUACUGUAACAAAAAUUAUUUUGUUCACUAUACAUCAGUUAGCAUGUUCAUUAAUUGUGUAGACAUUUUGACAUACCACCUCCUUUGGGUAUAUGAGACCAUAGUUUUGUGCUCAGAACAGAAAUGGGAAAACCUGUUGAAUUUUACAUAUUGGUAUCUUUCACUUCAACAGUGAAUUUACAGAUUUCCUGGAUUAUUAUUCAUAGACAUAAAUUUGGUGAACUUGUUCCAUCUAAUUUCUAUACAUUAAAUGAAAACUUCAGUGUUGACCAUAUGUAAUAUUUAAGCUAUAAUGCAUUCUCUUUUUUUUACUGUUUAUGUAUAGUUUACAAAAUAAAGAAUCUUGUAACCAAAGUAAGCAACUCCUUAAUGAUUUUCUGGCAUCCAUAGUAGCAUGGGGAGUUUUUAGUUUGUUUCGUGAUUCUGGAAAAUGACAUACCACAACAACCAAGUCAAGAAAGGCUUUGUGAGUUAUUUUUCAGUUUCUAAACCAUAAUUGUUAGUAUCUUAAGGAGAGUUAAGAUUAUUUUUGUUGGUUGGUUAAGCUUAACUUGUUCACUUGUUAAAAUAUUGCAAAAUAAAUAAUUUUCUUUCCAAAAGAAUA
Messenger RNA from Myodes glareolus (Bank vole), 2870 nucleotides. The record is from RefSeq and is a predicted model, not a curated record. Lineage: Eukaryota; Metazoa; Chordata; Mammalia; Rodentia; Cricetidae.